AUGUUGCUAAAAGUUCAAGGUGUACAUUCAUUGAAAAUUGAUGCAAAACUUGGAAAUAUAGUAAUUUCAGGCAUAGUUGAUCCUGCAACAAUUAUAACCAUGUUAGAAAAACAUGGGAGAAAGGCACAACUCUUAUGGGAACAAGGAAUUCCGAUAAAAGACAGUCCAGUCGACAAAGCAUCUCGUGUUCACUCAGGAUUUGAGGAAGGGCAUAAUUUGAAAAAUGUUCAGAUUAUCACGCAAUCUAAUAAAGUGAUUAAUCCACUGAACGAUCCAGAUAUUAUGAAUCAACUAGAGGAAUUAUCUCGAAUUCCAGGAUUGCAAACCAUGGAGGUGACAAAAACAAUUAAGUUGACUUUCCAAGGAGAACCAAGAAAUGAACCUAAUGACAAAAUUCAGACAUUUUGUACGGCUAUAAAUCAUAGUCAUAAUCAUCAUGGAUAUUGUUGUGACUAUGAUUGCCCGCCCCAAAUAGAAAAUUGGGGUAGGGCGCGACCCUUCAAUUGUCAACCCUUGCCUAUGACACCACCACCGCUACCAUCAGCUCCUCCUUUGCCUUUUGAAUAUUUUCAGGCACCACCACCAUCAGCAUCAUCGUCAAUGCCUCACACCUAUUAUAGCGUCUUAAGCGAUGAGAAUGUAAAUGGCUGCAUAAUUCUAUGA
Molecule: messenger RNA, 663 nt
Organism: Solanum verrucosum
Lineage: Eukaryota; Viridiplantae; Streptophyta; Magnoliopsida; Solanales; Solanaceae
Exons: 1
Coding region: 1-663 (220 amino acids)
Source: RefSeq, a predicted model, not a curated record